Messenger RNA from Condylostylus longicornis, 735 nucleotides. Its product is annotated as thioredoxin-like. Bases 128 to 544 code for a protein of 138 amino acids. Gene Ontology annotation, molecular function: protein-disulfide reductase activity. The record is from RefSeq and is a predicted model, not a curated record. Gene Ontology annotation, cellular component: cytoplasm. The transcript is spliced from 3 exons. NCBI's taxonomy places the organism in Eukaryota, Metazoa, Arthropoda, Insecta, Diptera, Dolichopodidae.
GAAGGCUUUUAUUCUAAUUGGCAAUUUUUAACAACAAAGUUGAUUAAGAACCUCGGAAUUUUAUUUAAGCUUACAAAAAUUCAAUUUUGCUUUUAAUAAAAUUUUAGUCAAGAUAUUUGGUAUCAAAAUGCUUUUGAGCCGUUCAUUGAGUUUAUUUCGAGGUUCAGGUCUAUUGCCUUAUACACGAUCUAUUCAAACAUCAGUGUCUCGUUUGGAAAUUUUUAAGGUCCAAAGCCCAGAAGAAUUCGAAGAAAAAGUUAAAAAAAGUGAUAAAGUUGUUAUAGUAGAUUUUUUUGCGACCUGGUGUAAUCCUUGUAAAAUGUUAACUCCUAGAAUUGAAACUGUUAUUGGUGAAAAAAAAGGUGCUGUAAAAUUAGCUAAAGUUGAUAUUGAUGAGCACAGUGAUUUAGCAUUGGAUUAUGAUGUCGCUUCUGUACCUGUCUUGAUGGUUAUGAAAAAUGGAAAAGUUCAAAAUAGACUUGUUGGAUUACAGGACACUGAUAAAAUAAGGGAAUGGGUAGACAAAGCAGUUAACACUAAGUAAAUUGUAAUAUUAGAUUCUUUUUGUGAAAUUUAGCCACUUUCUUAGGUAUUUUAAAAUUAAAUCGAAUGAUGGAUGUUGACGUAAUAAAUUCUUGACAGGUAAAACUAAAAAACAAAAUUGUUAUCUGUUGAUUUGAAAUAAAAUAUGGAAAGUUUAUCAAUCAAGUUUAAUAUAUUUUUUUAGAUUUCAAA